Olea europaea var. sylvestris is the source of this 1144-nucleotide messenger RNA. RefSeq lists its product as uncharacterized. The record is from RefSeq and is a predicted model, not a curated record. Lineage: Eukaryota; Viridiplantae; Streptophyta; Magnoliopsida; Lamiales; Oleaceae. Bases 76 to 918 code for a protein of 280 amino acids. Gene Ontology annotation, cellular component: chloroplast. The transcript is spliced from 4 exons.
CUCCGCCACGAGUUUGAGUUUCUCAUAAACAGAGAAAAAAAAAAAAAUCAAAAACUGAGGAAGAAGCGGUGAUUAAUGGCUCAUUUAGCAGCUGCAGCGAUAAUUCAUCUUCCAAAGCCUCAUAUUCUAUUCCGAAAUCCCAGUAGAGUUUUAAUCCAUCGUGGGUCUUCUUCUUCUUCUUCUUCUCCUUCUCCUUCUCGGCUGGCCCAUAAAAAUAUAAAAUGCCAAACUGUAAGUAAGAAACGAAUUGAAUAUCAAGGGGUCUAUGGUCCCUGGACUGUCGAAUCCUCAGAUAUUCAAGAGGUUAUUUUAUACAGAUCAGGAUUGGUGAUUUCUGCUGCUUCUUUUGUUGUUGCAUCUUCAACUGCUUUCUUUCCCAAUAACGAAUUGAUUCAAAGAAAUCUUGAUUUGUUCUUUGGUGUUGGAGCUUGUGGGCUAGGCUUAUCUCUGUACUUAAUUCACAUAUAUGUAACAGAAAUUAAGCGGGCUCUUCAAGCUUUAUGGGUGUUAGGUGUGGUUGGAUCUUUGGCAACAUAUAUAACUCUUGCUCAACCACAGGGGAAGAGUCUAGUAGAGUAUGUUGUUGAGAAUCCAACGGCUGUCUGGUUUGUAGGUCCUCUCUUUGCUGCAUUGACUGGACUCGUAUUCAAGGAAGGCCUUUGCUAUGGGAAAUUGGAAGCGGGCAUCCUGACAUUCAUCAUUCCAUCAAUUCUGCUUGGUCAUCUGACUGGUCUGGUGGAUGAUGGAUCAAAAGUUGCUUUGUUGGGGGUGUGGAUGGCUCUCUUUCUAGUGUUUGCGGGAAGAAAAUUCACUCAGCCAAUUAAGGAUGACAUAGGAGACAAAUCAGUCUUCAUUUUUAACGCUUUGCCUGAAGAGGAGAAGAGGACACUUACUGAGAAACUUGAACGCCAAAACUAAACGAGCUGUAUACAAAUUUCUGCUUGAAAGCAGGAACUGCAUCGCGUUUGGGCACCAUUCGAGUAAAAAAUUCUGAGUCCCUUGUUGCUUUGAAUUUGUUAUUCAUGUGGAUGAACAGAAUGGUAUGUAAAGAAGCCAUAUCUUUUUUGCUAUCAGCAGCUAUUUUCUGUAAACUAAAGAUGGAACUCCUUUAAUAUUAAACACAGUAUUGCUGCUUUUGCUUAGA